GGUUUUAUCGCCAUAGUUUUUUGGCUGUAUAAAAUUUUUCAUAUUGUUUGUGCAUGUCUUUUUAGAUUAUAUGGAGAAGUGAAGUUUGAAAACUUGUAAGGGAUUUGACCUCAAAAAUCAUUCCAAGGGAAACUUUGCCCCCUAGUUGCCAAUUACUGUUAAAUCCCUUAUAAUAUUGUUAUCUUUAUGUUACCAUAAAAUCAAUAUCGUGAGCAAUGCCAUAAUGGAAACUUCAAAGGAGACUAAAAUCCUUCCUCUCAAUCUGCAUCUGAGGACAACAAUAUUUUUUCAAAAGAAUUUGAAGAAUUUUUCAAAAUGAGGCUGUAAGUUGUAUAGGUGGAUUGAGUAAAAGAACAUCAAAAUUUGCCAUUGCAAAACUGAUGAUGUCUUGUUUUGUGCCUAACAAAUUAGCAAAUGAAACAUGUUUCUUGAAACAGUGAUAAUGCUUUUGACUCUUGAUACUAUUAAAACACUCGACUCUUGAUCUUAGAAAUUGUUUUCCUUCUUAACAACUACAAAGAUGUCUUAAAUGACUUAAAGAAAAUUCUGCUGAUAUCCACAAAACAAAGAAUCCAAAUAAUAGGAUUUCCAAAUGUUAAUCAGAUUCAUUAUCUUCAAAUGUGAAGGCUAUUUGGUAAAUUUAAUUCCAGGAUCAAAACAUGCUAGAUGCAAUAACCUGCAUGCCCUUGAUUUUCAAACUUUUGUUAAAUUUGAUACCAUCACAAAUUUGAUACAAAUACACAAUCUUAAAGAAAGAAAACCUUUUUACAUCAUCAGUAAUAAAGGUGUCAGAUGUAUUUUAUUUGUUUCCAAUAUUGUUUGGUCAGCCUUGUUGACGGAAGUUGUAAAUGGAAGUUGAAACUGUAUUAAGUAGGAAGCUAAAUGAACUCGCUUUCAAAACUUUGUUCCAUUUUACUUUUUUAAACAAGCACCUACCUUAAAAAACCAACUCAUCUUCAUCCCAAGGAAAAGUUAAGAAAAUGCAAAUAUAGGGUAAAAAGCGGUUGAGAUAUUGAAAUUUACUUGCUGAUAUGUACUUUGUUAACAUUUUGUUAUUGAAAAUGUUAGGGGCUCUACCAGAAAAAAUUGCGAAGUAAACUUAGUGAGCACAAGUGUUUUAUAGGUUUGACAAAUGACGGUGACAGCGUCGUAAAAAACAAAACCCUCAAAAUUUAAACCAUUUUUUGAAGCCAAAGGGCGUGAGCCUAUGCAUAGUUAUUGGGACAGUCACGAAGCCUUUGAGACCUUUGUGAGACUGGUUACAAUUCCCUCAAAAAUUUUAUGACUGGUUCUGUUUAAGAGCAUAGGUAAGAUUAAAUUUUGGUAUUGGACUACUAAGACGAUCAUUGUUAGCCAUUUGUUUUGCGGAGUGACAAAAAUCUCAACCGAUUUUUAUGGCUCCUCUAUCAAUGCUGCUGAGGCACCUGAGUGUACUUGUUAGUACCGGAAACUUUGGUAUUUUCACUCAAUGAAGAGAUGAAAUAUUGUUUUGGCAAAUCUCCAGCAUUAUUUGUUUCUUCAACACACCACCACAAGUAACAGGUUGGAAGAGAUGGAGUUUAGAUUCUGUUGCAACAAAUCCCAAAAUGGUUUUCACGAUUAGGUCCGUCACAGAAACAAAAGUAAUAUGUUUACUUGUAUUGGUAAUAUUAUCUAAUCAUAGAAAAAUUUGCUGUUAAGUGUCGCUGUGUUUUGUUUCAUUACUUUUUCUUGUACAUAAGCGCCUGCCUCUUAUCGGGCACCUGAUAAUCUUUGGCCGCACGGCCUCCUAAUCAAAUAUCAGCCUUCUGCAAUCUUGUAUGGAAUGGUAGGAAUGGUAGUGGGCAGGAAGGUUGCGUAGUUAGUACCAGAAUAGUCCUAAGUGUCAUCAGCUCCUAUAUGUUAAGGAGUUUUUUAUGCACAUCUUUUAUAAUUUGCAAUUGAUUUUUUGAAAUUUCAACGCAACUUCACUGACACGAUCAAGGCAAUAAUGGAAGGUUAGGCCAUUUUUCUCUUCCAAACUAUGACAACAAUCAGCAAAUGAUGAUGGAAAAUCAAGAUGAAAAUAGUAACGCAGAUUGUCAGCAGUUGUUGAAAAGGCUGCAGAACAUUGGAAUAUUUGUUGAAAAUGGGAAUGAAAUUUUUAAAUUGAUCACCAAUUUGGAAGAGACAGUUGAACAUCUGAAAAAGGAGCUAGAGGGAGUUUAUGAGAAAAAGAAAAAUUCAGAUAAAGAAAUCCAUUCUUUGAUGCUGCAAGAUGUAGAAAACCGAAGGAAGAUUUCAGAUCUUGAAGAUGAAAUUAGAAGCCACAAGAAUAAAGAACCACUUUAUCAAAGUUCAUCUUUGAGAAGAACUUUAACUGACCAUACCCAGUUGAAAAGCAUAACUGAGGGAUUAGAAAAAGAAAGAGACACAUUAAAAAAAAAAAAUAUUGAGUUAGAGCAGAAAGCUGUGGAUUUUUUCAACACUAAAUUGUUAUGGAAGGAGACAGAAUUAAAACUGAAGGAAGAAAAUAUCAAUUUGAGAAAGCAACUUGAUGGUCAAAUUUAUACCGAACAAACACAGAAUAGUGAAAUUGUUUUGAAGGAUGGAAAACCAGACAUUGAUAAAUUAACUGAUCCUGGAGAAAAGCCAGUGGAACAGUUUACAAUUUUACGAAAGGAGUUAGAAUCUGUAAGAAAAGAGAACAAAAGGUUAAAGGAAAUGAAUGCUGAUUUUAGAGAUGAAAUAGUUUCCCUAAAAGAUACCCAAGAAGUUGUGAUGAAACAAAAAGAUGCAGAGUACAGCCUGCGUGUUGAUCAGAUUGAUACCUUGAAAAGAGAAAAGACAGGUUUGAUUGAUCAGUUGGAGGAAAAGGUUAAAGAAAUUCAUGAUCUUAAAGAAGAAAGCACUAAGAAUGAUCCUAAAUUGUUUAGAGAUUAUGAGCAAUUGCAAAUAUCAUACAAGUACUUGGAAGAUGAGCUGAAAAAUUUAAACAUUCAAGUAGAUCUCUUGAGAGGUCAAAGAGAGCGACUAAAGUUAGAAAGAGAUACAUUGGACAAGGAAGUUGAAAAUAAAAAUUUGAUUAUUGAGGAAAAUCAGAGGACAAAAGAAGCUCAAGAAGCAGUUGCUGCUGAGGCAGGGGCUCAAAAGUAUGGCAACUCAUUAGAUGUCACAAUCACAAAGGUUGAUGUUGGUGGCAAGGAAAAGAGGUUUGGAGUAAAGAUGAUGUCUAAACCAUCAAGAGUAGUUAUUACAGAAGUGGUAGAGAAACAAACAGAAAUAAAGCCGGGAGAUUAUGUCAUAAAGAUUAAUGAUAUGAAUGUGCAAAAUUCUGACAUGAAGGAUGACUUUAGGGAUCUUGGGAACCUUGACUUCUUAAAUAUGACCCUUGUACGUCCAAGAGACUGCUUUCAGGAAUACAACGUCAAAGACCAAUCGAACUGUGUCGAUGCGAAGCUUUCUCUAGUAGUGACAAAGUUAAGCUCUGCUGCGAAAAGAGCCAAUAUAAGAUUGGGCGAUGAGAUCGUCAAGAUAAAUGGCUUUGAUGUUAGCACUUUACCAUUCAGUAAAAUUCAACAUAAAUUAGCAAAGCAUUCAGUGAAACUGUCCGUAAGAAGAACAAUAGAUGAAGUAGAGUGGAUUUCUUCAACGCCAAGCGCCACCUAUGAGAGUAUUGACAACGUGGGAGAGAUUUCAAUUGGAUCGAAUUUAACACGUUACAAAAGUCGGUCUGCUGUAAGCAGCUCGAAAGCAUCCUCGAUCUCAGCUAGUUCCAGUUCACCCGACGACGAUGAUUCUUCAUUUCGUCGUAGCGCAACUGCCGCAACUGACAUCAGCAGAGCGUUUAAAAAUUCUGUUACAUCGCCAGAUAUCGUGGUUGGUGAUAAGAUUUUAAUAAGAAAUAAUGACACGGAUGAUAGCGGAGACAGCUCAGUGAUCAGAGAGCAGGAACGUCAAGGCAGCAAUGAACCAGAUUAUGUUUUCAUGGGAAACCCUCCAGUCGAUGAACAUCAUCAUCUUUCUACCAUCCCUGAAACUUCAUUACCUGCGCAGAAUGGAGAAACUCGAAGUGAUUCUUCUAGUUCUACAAAACACGAUGAGGUGGCGAGCGAGUGUUCUCCGGUCAUCGCCCGGCCUCCUCAUCCUCUACCAGACAAUACACAUUCGAACUCUGGUGCAUACCAUUAUGUUAACCAAAAAUUUUCAGAUAUAAGAGGGUAUCAGAGAACUAUUACACUCAGAAAGAAUGUAAGUGUCCCGUCAUUUGGUUUCACAAUAUUUGGUGGAAAUAAAGUUGGCAUUUACGUCGAUCAUGUCAAAGAAUGGGAACCUGCAGAGCAGGAAGGACUCCAGGAAGGAUCACGGAUAAUUUCUAUGAAUGGAGUUGAUGUUACUGGAUCAGUGUUUUGUUUUGCUGCAGAAUAUAUUCGAAAGUUAUCUAACACUGAUAUGUUGAAGAUGAUUGUGAUGAAUAUGCCAGAGAAAGACAUUGCUGCUAUUCGGUCAAAAGUUCCAUAUGACUGGUUCUCUGUCAAAGCAAGGAAAGAUCAUCCUCAUGUGCCGGGUUGCACGUUGCCAUUCAAGAAGGGUGAUGUUUUGCAGAUUAAGGAUUCGUACUAUGAUUUUGAUCCAAACACGGGUGGAUACAAAUGGUUUGCAGUUAAAGCUAUUGGUGGUGGGGUCUACAGCCAAAUGAGAGAGGGAUCAGUUCCUGCAGAGCAAAGCUCAGUUUACAAAAUGAACGAGGAUUAUCCUGAAGAAGAGUUUGACAAUGUCACUGAUUCUAAAAAGAAGAAAAAAUUAUCUUUUCUGAAACCUUGGAUGAAAAAGUCCGAAUCAUCAGACAAAUACGAGGAAAAUUCAGUCUUCCCCCAUGAAGAACUCUACGAGUAUUUAGACGAUGUAAAAAUCUAAUAAGCAAGAUUGCUGCCGAAUAUAUGGAGAGGAGAGGGUAAAUAUGUUAGUGCAGAAGUUUCUUUGAGAUUUGAAAUCAUUAUGAAUAUGUUGAAGAACAAACUUCGUGUAGUGAAAGAGAUCAGUUUAUGAAUUGUCAUUUCUCUAUACAGCUCAUAUUUGAAUGUAAAAUUUCCGUAAAUUUUGGAAUUGUGUGCCUUUUGAGUUUUAUCAAAGGCAGUGUAGUAAUCUACGAAUUCUUAGAACGUAGAACUUUUUAUUUCUAUUUAACAAAGCUUACUUUAGAGUAAUUUUAGGACUUCUUUAUGGAAUCCACGUCGCAAAUUCUAAGUUUAAAUGAAAACGAUAGUUUCUUAUGAUCAAUUUUUUACGACAUGCCUGCUUACACAAAUAUUUUCGUUUUUAUGUUGUAUAAAAGUAGAGGGUGUUAAUAAGUUUGUAUAUGCUAGUACUUUUUGUCAUUGUUUCCUGCUUUGACUGUUUUGCUAAAUAUUUGCCAAAUGUUUUAUUACGAUUACGAUCCACAAUGUUUUAGAAUGCAGUAUAAUUCAAUCCUGUUCUAGAUUUAGUUUAAAUUUUGUAAGAUUAUCCGGUAUAUAACAACGAAGGAACACCCGAACUCGAACUUCAAUACUCCAUUUCGUAUUCUCACGCAUAACAUAAGAUAACAAACCGGGCGCAUGCCCAACAUAACAUUAAUACGAGGCUAAUAACGUCACAAAUUUAGUUAAAGAAAGUUUAGUUCUCCCUUUGGCAACCCAAAUUGAAAGAUUUCGAAAUAUUUUUGUUUGUAUUGUUCAAAAUAUUUUGAUGCUUCAAUUGAAAUUACCAGUUGUACUCGUGGCUAUUAUAUAGAAUACGAUAUAGACAGCUACUUCUCACUUUGAUCGAAUGUUACACUUUCCUUUGUAGCCCCCUUGAGUCCCAGAGAUUCCCCCUGUAUUAUUCAUUUUUGCGUUAGUGAACAACGUAUCAAGUAAUCAUCUAACUCAAAGAGUUUUAUUUAAUUUGAAUUCAGGAAUUAACUCAUUUUUAUUGUAAUAUUUGGAGCAGCAUACCACGUCAUAUUUAAUUUUAGGCCUAUGCAUCUGUUGUUCAAUAUCUUGCCGUUUUGAUAUUUUCAUAUUUAACGUCCAGUUUUUUGGAAGCUACUGUAUUUAAUAUGCCAAACUUGAACAUCUGUAAUUUCAUACCAGUAUUAAAACAUAUAA
Molecule: messenger RNA, 6086 nt
Organism: Rhopilema esculentum
Lineage: Eukaryota; Metazoa; Cnidaria; Scyphozoa; Rhizostomeae; Rhizostomatidae
Biological process (GO): protein localization to cell-cell junction; cell-cell adhesion; cell-cell junction organization
Cellular component (GO): bicellular tight junction; plasma membrane
Molecular function (GO): cell adhesion molecule binding
Source: RefSeq, a predicted model, not a curated record